Messenger RNA from Nicotiana tabacum (common tobacco), 1015 nucleotides. NCBI's taxonomy places the organism in Eukaryota, Viridiplantae, Streptophyta, Magnoliopsida, Solanales, Solanaceae. The record is from RefSeq and is a predicted model, not a curated record.
CAACAGCUUGUCAUGACAGGAGGACAUGUUCAGGGUGACCUUUUGGCUCCAGAAGAUGUCGUCUCUUUGCUGAUUGAUGAUAAACAAUUGGAGCAGAAACUGAAGGAAAUUCCUCUUCAGCAGGCUAAAGAAAGACAAAAGAGGAAAGGUGGCACCAAAGGCAUACGAAUUGGUGCGGAUGGUGAUGCAUCAUUAGAAGAUCUUACAAACGGUGAAUCUGUUGGGAAUGUGGAUGACACUCUUGAUCCGGGGAAAGCAAAAUCAAGUAGUAAAAAGAGGAAAGGUUCCACCGACAAGCAAACCCCAAAAUCGAGGCCUCAAAAGAAUCCAAAAAAUCUUGAAUCAUUAUCACCAAACUCACUGAUGGAAGAUGAUAUAGAUGUCUCCCCACAAAACAUUGACAUGCAACAACGGCCAAAAAGGCUGAAGAGGCCAACUAAGAGCGUCAACGAGAACCUUGAACCAGCAUUUACUGCCAGCCCUCCUAUGAACCGAGAGGGGAACCAUAACUAUUCUUUGUCGGAUAUCAGCACCAGUGGUGGGAGAGGAGGAGCUGAGGAAGAAGCAUUAAGACAUAAUAAUCUGUUAGCUGGCUGAUAGUAUGACGAAUGCAUUAUUAUGUCUUCUUUUUGUUGAGCUACUGAGUCUUUUCUUCCCUGAGGGAUUCAAGUGCAGGCUUGGACAAGCAAAAACCCGUUCUGCUGGAAAAACGCAGUAGCAGAAUGAGGAGGAAGUGCAGAAUUGUAUAUUGGUUGUACAGAAUAUUCAUAGGACUCCGAGCACGAGACUUCUUGGCUACUAUACUUGAAGCAUGGUGAUGUACAGUAGGCACUCAUUUGUACUUUUUUGUUAAAUAGUAAAAGUUAAUGUAAUCAGCCAAUAGUUGGCAAAAUUUUCUCCUGGAGGAGAUAUUUUUGUUGACAAUGUAAUCACAAGAAAUGAUCUUAUAGAGCCAUUAAAAGAUGUUCAUAGGGUUAUAGUUGUAACCAUUAGUCCGUUUGCUUCUUUAAGAUGA